AGGAAACCUUAUAUGGUAAUUAAAUCCAAUUAUCCUAAAAUAGAAAUAUUUUCUGAAUUGGAUGAAGAAGAAUUAGGAGGAAUAACAUUUCAAUACUUCUUGGGCAUUCUAAAUCAGGAUAAAACUAAAUCAGAGAAAAAGGAUGCUAUUAGAAGAGUUUACAGAAAGUAUGAUAAAAGCAACAAAGGAUACAUCACUUUACAAGAUCUCAGAUAAGUUGUGUAUAAAGAUUUAAAAGAGGAUAUUGAUGAAGAAGUAUUGGCUGAAGUAAUAGAAUAAAUCCGAUAUUCAAGAUCUUUAGAAAGACUGACUCUAAUCAAGAUGGAAAAAUGACAUUUGAAGAUUUUUAUAACGUCAUUACCAAAAAGGUGUAUUAUUGAUAUUAUUUAUCCGUAC
This is a messenger RNA of Paramecium octaurelia, 396 nucleotides long. The record is from the annotation of a GenBank genome assembly. NCBI's taxonomy places the organism in Eukaryota, Ciliophora, Oligohymenophorea, Peniculida, Parameciidae.